AGAAAGGGAGAAAAGGAGAGGGCAAUUCUUUCAGUUCUUCAGAUGCAACAAUAGUCUUUGUCUACAAUGUCCCUCCAUUCUCAUUGGGGUUACAGAAGGGGAUGGGGCAGAGGGGCCAGUUUUCCAUGGUAACAGUGACAAAACAAGCUGGUCCCAGAGCAAGGAGGGAGACAAGAGAGAGACACAAAAACAUGCUUCAAGUCCGGAAUAAAAUCUCUGUAUCAAUCUCUGCAAUUUACUUUUUUUAAGAAACAGACAGUGUGCAAAAGGAGGAGAAAGGACUUUUGUGAAAGGAUGGACACUUGACUUGGGUAGAUGAAAAAUACUGGGCAUUUGUGAGUACUACAAAAGCACUCAUUCAUUCCAGAGGGACGUUUGGACCGGGACGUACCCUUCAUUUUCAUUCAAAAUUAUUGCUUUUCUGGAUAUCAUAAUGAACUCUGACACUCAGUAUGAGGACUCAGUGUCCGUCAUGGUCUUGGAGAACAUCAAGAACAAACUGCUUCAUGCCUUCAGAACAUCAGGAGUACCAAGAACUUCUGCUGAGACAGCCACUUAUACAGUAAACGUUGAUAAGAGUUUACAAGUGAACGAAGAGCUUCGAAGAGCUAAAAUAGAUGGAGCCAUAACAUGGUUAAGAUCAGAACUGCUGGAGAUGCGGUCUCAGGAUCGACAGCUGGCUCAGACUCUACUUGGACUCAACAAGGAGAUUCAGAGGCUCAGACGGGAUAAUGGAUCCCUGCUCCUGGAGCCUGACAGCAGUGAUCAUUUUGAGACAUGAACCAGGCAUCAGUCAGAGACAAAUAUACUAUUAAAGGGAUAGUUCACCCAAAAAUGAAAAUUCUCUCAUCAUGUAUUCUCCCUCAUGUCAUCCCAGAUGUGUAUGACAUUCUUUCUUCUGCAGAACACAAACAAAGAUUUUUAAAAGAAUAUCUUUGCUCUGUUGGUCCAUACAAUGCAAGUAAAUGGUGACCAGACUUUUCAAGAUCCAAAAAUUGCAUAAAGGCAGGAUAAAAUGAAUCCAUAUGACUCAGUGAUUUAAUCCAUAUUGUUAAAAGCAAUAUCAUAGGUGUGGGUGAGAAACAGAUCAAUAUUUAAGUCCUUUUUGACUGUAAAUCUCCACUUUAACUUUAAUAUUCAGAAAGUGAAAGUGGAGAUUUAUAAAAAAAAAAAAAAAGGAUUUAAAUAUUUAUCAGUUUCUCACCCAAAGAAACUGCGUCAAUUCAGAAGAUAUAGUUUUAACCAAUGGAGUCAUAUGGAUUACUUUUAUCCUGACUUUAUGUGAUUGUUGGAGCUUCAUAGGUCACUUGCAUUGGACCAACAGUGCAGAGAUAUUUUUCUUAAAAUCUUA
This is a messenger RNA of Xyrauchen texanus (razorback sucker), 1351 nucleotides long. RefSeq lists its product as uncharacterized. NCBI's taxonomy places the organism in Eukaryota, Metazoa, Chordata, Actinopteri, Cypriniformes, Catostomidae. The coding region runs from base 434 to 781 and encodes 115 amino acids. The record is from RefSeq and is a predicted model, not a curated record. The transcript is spliced from 2 exons.